Messenger RNA from Prunus avium (sweet cherry), 1042 nucleotides. The record is from RefSeq and is a predicted model, not a curated record. Lineage: Eukaryota; Viridiplantae; Streptophyta; Magnoliopsida; Rosales; Rosaceae.
AUGUUCAAACAAAAGGGCUGGGAUAGCUUAGUCCACUUAGUACAAUCUUGAACAACAAUCCAAUUCAUUCUCGGGCGCGAAAUGAAGCCUUGGUUUUCUUUCUUGUGUGAGAGUUUGAUUAUUGAAAUCUGGUGCUUGACAGUUUGAGAAUUUGAACAUACAUGCAGUACAAGGACACAGCUGAAGCUGCUGUUGCUGGGGUGAGGAUCAUUGCCGAGUCUUGCAUUCGUUCACAGACUGUUAAGCGACUCAUCUACACUGCAAGCAUCCUUGCUGUGUCUCCGAGGAGAGAAGAUGGGGUUGGAUUCAAACCCUGCCUCGAUGAAUCAUGUUGGACACCUCUUGAUGUCUCACCUACUCAUUCAACUGAAUUUUCAAUGGGGUAUAUCAUAUCAAAGACAUUAGCAGAGAGAGCAGUGCUGAGCUAUAAUGACAGUGAUAAUGGUAAACUGGAAGUGGUAACACUUCCUUGUGGCUUAGUGGGAGGAGAAACUCUUCUGUCAUAUUUGCCUUUAAGUGUGGGAGUAGUUAUAUCACAACUUACCGGGGACUCCUUUGGUUACAAUGCAUUACAAUUGAUGCAAGAAGUUAACGGUUCGGUUCCUCUUGUACACAUUGAAGAUGUUUGCCAAGCACAUAUCUUCUGCAUGGAACAACCAUCCAUGAGAGGUAGAUUCUGCUGCGCUGUUGCCAGUCCGACCAUCAAAGAAAUUGCAAGCUACUUCCAAGAAAAUUACCCAGAACACAAAAUAGCAAAAGAAUUCAUCGAAGGACCAGAAGAAGGAAGCAAAUGUGACUUCAGUAAGCUGAUGAAGAUGGGUUUUGAGUAUAAGUAUGGCGUCAAGAACAUACUAGAUGAUAGUGUAGCAAGUGGACGGAGGUUAAGUAGUAGCUCUCAUUCUCAACUAAUUUAACCUUUUGUUUUGAUCAGAACUAAAGUAAUGUAAUUUGUGUCACUGCAUUAUGUGUGGAUGGAUAUUCUCGACACGAGCUUUGCAGCGUUCAUUAUACAUCUAUAUAAUCAUCUCUCAAUUGUAAAUAA